Molecule: messenger RNA, 1047 nt
Organism: Dovyalis caffra
Lineage: Eukaryota; Viridiplantae; Streptophyta; Magnoliopsida; Malpighiales; Salicaceae
Source: the annotation of a GenBank genome assembly
AUGGCUAAGCGUGUUAACCAAGUUUGGAAGGGACGCAAUAUUUUCUUCUGCGGAGGGAGGCUUAUAUUUGGUCCAGAUGCCAGGUCAUUGGUUAUUACCUUAUUGCUCAUCAUGGUUCCCGUUGUUAUUUUCUGUACAAAUGUGGCAAGGAACCUCCUCCAUGAAUUUCCAACAUAUAAUGGCGGCUAUGUCAUUCUAGUCGUAACAAUUCUGUUCACGAUCUAUGUAUUGGUGCUCCUGUUUCUCACUUCAGCCCGUGACCCAGGCAUUGUUCCUCGAAAUUUACAUCCACCAGAGGAAGAGAUUUGUUACGACUCUUCAACCUCCGUAGACGUUAGUGGGAGACACACACCAACUCCACGCUUACCCCGCACAAAAGAAGUGUUUGUCAAUGGUUUUUCUGUGAAAGUAAAGUAUUGCGAUACAUGCAUGAUAUAUCGUCCACCCCGUUGCUCACAUUGCUCUGUAUGUGAUAACUGCGUGGAGCGAUUCGAUCAUCACUGUCCUUGGGUGGGCCAAUGCAUUGGACUGCGCAAUUACCGGUACUUCUUUCUGUUUGUUUCUUCAUCAGCUCUUCUCUGUAUCUUCAUAUUUGCAAUGUCAGCUUUGAACAUAAAAUUUCAUAUGGAUGAUUAUGGAACUCUCUGGAAGGCGAUGAAGGAGUCACCUGCAUCCAUGAUAUUAAUAGUCUAUUCCUUCAUUUUCCUCUGGUUUGUCGGGGGCCUCACGUGCUUCCAUCUGUAUCUUAUAGGCAGAAACCAGACUACAUAUGAAAACUUUCGCUAUGGAGCAGCCAACAGGCACAAUGUCUAUGACCGGGGGUGCUUAAGGAAUUUUCUUGAAGUAUUCUGCACCAAGACAAAGCCUUCAAGAAACAAUUUCCAGGCUUAUGUACAAGAAGAGAUGCCUGUGCGUAUAACCCGAGAAGUAAAAAUAGAUGAUUCAGAAGGAGACAGUCGGACAAAAGUACAAGACAAUCUAGAAAUUGAUAAUGACCUUUUAAAGAUAUCCCAGCGUCGUGAUGCUUUAGAAGCUGAUAGGAGUUGA